Messenger RNA from Folsomia candida, 936 nucleotides. RefSeq lists its product as uncharacterized. Lineage: Eukaryota; Metazoa; Arthropoda; Collembola; Entomobryomorpha; Isotomidae. The record is from RefSeq and is a predicted model, not a curated record. The coding region runs from base 5 to 778 and encodes 257 amino acids. The transcript is spliced from 2 exons.
CGCUAUGAAGUCGUCGUCAAAAUUACGAGUUUUAAGUUUAGUCGUUCUACUUGUGGGAACAUUUUUUGGAAGCAUAGUCCAUAAUUCUGCUUAUCCAGCCACUACAGAUGAUAAGUCCUCACUGGAUAACCACCCCAUCCGCAACGAUGACUGGAAAAAGUCAUUCUUGCCCGGUUUCAACAUCAAUAUCAAUCCUUACGACCCUAUUGCUCGCGUGACGGGGGCAGAAUUUUGGAAACGCAUAUUUUAUAAGCACCCAUCAGCAAGUCAAUUGUUUCAAAGUGGAAAUCCGAAUUUGGAGACGAUAUCGCUUUACAAUUUGAUGAAACCUAAUUACGGUUUCCACUUUGUGAACCAAGGAGUACAUCCAACGACGCAAAAGCCUACGACCCCAACAACCGUGAUGACUACUACUGGGGAACCAACAAUUCAUCCUCCGACAAUCCCAAUGACAUCGAUGCAUUACAUGAAUGCAACAAUAAAUCCCAUGCCAGGUCAGAUGCCAUCGAUGGACCAGAUGCAUGCGGCAGGUCAAAUGCCAUCAACAAGUCAUAUGCCCAUGACAGGUCAGAUGCCAUCGAUGGGGCAGAUGCCAUCCACAGGUCACAUGCCCAUGACAGGUCAGAUGCCUUCCCCAAGUCAAAUGCCAUCAACAGAUCAACUUAUCAACUGCAUUGAUUGGUUGUUGGAAUGGCUGCAAACAAAUUCAACUCCACCAUUGCGAAGUCAUCCCUACGUUCACAGGAAUCGGAAUCGAAACAAGUUCAACUAUAAUUAGAUUUGUAAAAGAAGGAAGAAAAUAUAUUCAUACAUAAUUUUGAUAGAUUUCAUUACAAAAAUUUGCCAAUAUUCUUAAGACAAUAAAUAUAUUUACAUACAUACAUACACGCGUAUAAUAAGUAUCUACUGGAACUAGAUACAUAAUAAAUAAUUUUA